AGGCCUGGAUAAUAGGACUGUUGGAAACAGUAGCCUGGGUAGUUUGUGACACACGCAUCAUAAGCUCAAGAUAUCAGUCGUGGCCGGCAAACUAAUCGGAUUCCAGCAUCAGUAUCGAUGCAGUUUCUGCCGCGCCUUCUUUUCUAUUGUCUUUGCCAGGGAUACCACGCACUUGAUUUUCCGGCUCCAUUCGACUCUUCGGGGUGUAUAAAAGGCCUAUAUCCACUCUCUAUAUUAAUCGUGGGCUCCUCAAUUCAUAUUAUGAGUAUUCACACUACUUUGGACCCUGUAGUUUGGUGUCAUGUCAUACAAGGUCGGGGUUGUCGUGACAGUCGAUCGCGCUACAUAUGCGAACCUAAGGUAGUGCAAUUCUCGUGUCAGUUCUGAUCCUAUAUGAUCGAUAUACUAACGAGACCCAUACCACGUCU
Messenger RNA from Aspergillus vadensis CBS 113365, 428 nucleotides. RefSeq lists its product as uncharacterized. Bases 118 to 387 code for a protein of 89 amino acids. The record is from RefSeq and is a predicted model, not a curated record. Lineage: Eukaryota; Fungi; Ascomycota; Eurotiomycetes; Eurotiales; Aspergillaceae. The transcript has a single exon.